Westerdykella ornata is the source of this 750-nucleotide messenger RNA. RefSeq lists its product as uncharacterized. The record is from RefSeq and is a predicted model, not a curated record. The coding region runs from base 74 to 334 and encodes 86 amino acids. The transcript has 2 exons. Lineage: Eukaryota; Fungi; Ascomycota; Dothideomycetes; Pleosporales; Sporormiaceae.
UCAGGGCCGAGUCAUUCUCCACGACCCACAAGAGAUCCGGUUCGAAGUGUUGAAGGUUUCCCGCUUUUUCACAAUGGCCCAGGGUGCAAUCAAGAAGGCCAACAAGGCCAGUAGUGCCAGGAAGCCCUCACAGACCGGCCCCAAGCGCGGCUCGCGCGUAAUCAAGCCGAAGAAAGCGUCCUUGAUCUCUCAGCAAAAAAUCAAGAAGAAGGUCGCCGCGGGUCUGACUGCGAAGACGGAGAAGUUGCUGGGAGAGAAGGCGGGACAUCUGGAGAUGUUGAGGGGCGGGAAGAAGGAGAAGAAGGAGGAGAAGAAGGGUGCGAAGAAGGGAUGAGCGUCCUGUGGAGGGAAACAAGAUCUUCAAAAAGUUACAGCUACCAGCUGUGCCAUCGGCAUGUGAGAAGGGCUUGGGCGUCGGAUGGACUGUCCUGGCAAAGCGCAUUGCUAUGAUGCGACCUCUGCUAAGAGAGGAUAAGAGCAUACUCCGACGAUCAGGUAUGUGGUCAAGGAGAACGACAGGAUUUGAGGUUGGGGAUAAAUCGGGGAAUGGUGCUGAAUUGUCAGGGGCACAGCGCGCUGCAGUACCUGGUAACCGCAGAGUCGGAACGUGCACAGCGGACUGUAAGAGACUUGAAAAGCAGAACCUCAAUCUUAUGAUCGGGAGAUGCUGCCGUAAAUUCAUCAUGUUGCAGAGGCGUGAAGCCUACAAUAGCACUGGACAUCCACACAAUGAGAUAUCCCUGGGUUGAU